Messenger RNA from Trichomonas vaginalis G3, 471 nucleotides. RefSeq lists its product as uncharacterized. The transcript has a single exon. The record is from RefSeq and is a predicted model, not a curated record. The coding region runs from base 1 to 471 and encodes 156 amino acids. NCBI's taxonomy places the organism in Eukaryota, Parabasalia, Trichomonadida, Trichomonadidae.
AUGAACGAUUUUCUUCGUCUUACAUUCAUUCUCCCGCAGAGGUUGUCACGUAUUCUUGAUUUCACAAAUGUUUUCUUCAUCAUUGACCACUUUGAUGACAUAGAUUUAGACGUAAAACCAGUUUCUCCAUUUUCAACACAAAAUGAAUCAAAAAUCAACGUCAAACAGAGGUCAGUGAAGAAGGAGACAAAAAUGUAUCACAUGAUUGAUUACGUUGAUACAUUACUUAUGAAUGAUUUCAUUGUUUCAUGUCGAAAUGAAGAAAACUUCAUGAGUUUGUUUGACACAUUUAAUCUGAGAAUCCAAACAGAGUUUGUUAGUGUUGUUGGACUUGUUGAACACAGUAGUUCUCUUAAAGAAGUUAAAUUGGAGAUGAAGGACGGCUCCACAAUUGUUCUAUUGUCUGAGUACUUGAGUGGCUGCAGUGCUUUCAUUUCUAAGUGGGAAGAAAUUUCUGAGAAAAAUAUAUAA